GGUGUGGGCGGGGCUUCUCUGACCUGGAGUUAAUCCGUCGAGGAUUGGUCCGGAAUCUGCCGAGUGGAGAAAGGAAUGACGGAGUCGGCAAUUUAAACUUCAGAAACACGGAGGUUCGACAAUAUGAACGCACGGAGGAGUAGUGAAAGAGAGGAAGUCGUUUAACAUGGGACUCUAACUUUAGGGGGGAGUUUUUUACCCGGGGGGGGGGGGGAGUCCGUCGAGGGCUCAACAUGGAUGUUCCGUGCAGCUCGGACGAGGAAUUGGGGCAUUUUUCAGGGUGAUUUUCGGGUCGCGGCUUUGUCUGACGGAGCUAAAGGAGUUUUAUCUCCAGGUCUGCGAGGUGAAAAUAACAAAAAGGCCCAUCUGUGAAUAGACAUCAGCAGUGAUGUUGAAGCUGUGGAGGCGAGGCGUGCCGCUCUCAGAGAGGCUGGGGGAGGACUCCGUCCUGCCUGCGGCCCCCGCCCCCCCGCCGCCGACGGCCUCCCCGACGGGCCCCAACAUGUCGUGGCUCCCUGAGGCCCCGCUGCUGAGCCAGGACCAGCCCAUCUUCCUCAUGACUCCAGCGGCUCAGGCCGUGUCCGGCUUCUUUGUCUGGACCGCACUCAUCCUCACCUGUCACCAGAUCUACAUGCACCUACGUUUCUACACCUCCCCGAGGGAGCAGCGGCACAUCGUGCGAAUCCUCUUCAUCGUCCCCAUCUACGCCUUCGACUCCUGGCUCAGCCUCCUCUUCUUCACCAACGACCAGUACUACGUGUACUUCGACACGGUCCGGGACUGCUACGAGGCAUUUGUGAUUUACAACUUCCUGAGCCUGUGCUAUGAGUACCUGGGAGGGGAGAGCGCCAUCAUGGCAGAGAUCAGAGGGAAACCCAUCGAGUCCAGCUGCAUGUACGGGACGUGCUGCCUGAGGGGGAGGGCCUACUCCAUCGGCCUGCUGCGCUUCUGUAAGCAGGCCACCCUGCAGUUCUGCGUGGUCAAACCGCUCAUGGCCGCCGUCACCGUGGUCCUGCAGGCCUGCGGAAAAUACAAGGACGGAGACUUCAAUGUUGCCAGCGGUUACCUGUACGUGACCAUCGUCUACAACGUCUCCGUCAGCUUGUCCCUGUACGCCCUCUUCCUCUUUUACUUCUCCACCCGGGGGCUGCUGAGCCCCUACAGCCCCAUGCUCAAGUUCCUCAUGGUCAAGUCGGUCAUCUUCCUCUCCUUCUGGCAGGGCAUGCUGCUGGCCAUCCUGGAGAAGUGCGGCGCCAUCCCCCAGAUCAGCUCCGUGGAGGUGUCGGUCGGCGAGGGGACGGUCGCCGCCGGCUACCAGAACUUCAUCAUCUGCAUCGAGAUGUUCUUCGCGGCGCUGGCCCUGCGCCACGCCUUCACAUACCGGGUCUACAUGGACAAGAGCCUGGAUUCACACGGACCUCCUCCUACAUGUGGAGCGUUUGGCCGCUGUGCCCCCAUGAAGAGCAUCUCCAGCAGCCUGAAGGAGACCAUGAACCCUGGCGACAUGGUGCAGGACGCCAUCCACAACUUCUCCCCGGCCUACCAGCAGUACACCCAGCAGUCCACGCUGGAGCAGGGGGCGCCGGCCGCCGUGAGCCGCGCCCGUGGCGGCGGCGGCAGCGGCGGGGGCGCCCGCGGCGACACGGAGAAGACGCUGCUGCUCAGCUCCGACGACGAGUUCUAGCGGAGGGACCGGGACCGGGACCGGGGCGCGUUGGUGGACUCGGGGAGCAGAGAGCAGCUCCUUCGCUUCUCUGAUGGUGAAGGAACUUUCCUGCAUGAACAUCAUGUUUCCACCCAGUCUUUUUAUGCAGGAAGGUUGAGUUUGGGUUGGAAAGUGUUGGUGUGAGUCACACUCUUCCACACGGAGUCAUCCCGGACCUUUUUGGCACGUUUUGGGGUGAUCUGAAACAUUGUUGUCCGACUGGAUUUUUUUUUUUUUUCUGGACCUGAAUUGUUUGACGUUUUUAAGCACCUCUUGUUUUUAGAUUUUCAAAUAUCUUUUUAAGUUUUAUAAACGUUUUCGAGUUUUAGCCACGUGAAUUUUAAUCUUCAAAUGAAUUUGCAACAAUUAAAACCAUUAAUUGAUUUGCAAAUGCAUUCAUAGCAGUCUCAUAAAAAACGUAAUGAGUAACGAAUGUAAGUGCAGAGCCUGGUGCAUUGUGGGAUCUGAACCACAAACUGAGUUCAUGUCAGUGGUACGGAUCAAUGUAGUUAUUGAUCUUGGUGGUAGCAGAUUAUAGGUUCUACAGUACAUCUGCUGCGGGCCUGAAGGCUUUACAGGAGUCAUUUGGGAUUAAAGCUCGUGCCUGUUCACUCGGAAGUGAAGACCACAAUGCAGGUUAACUGGAUUACUGGGUAAAUGAGAGAGGAAUAUAGGUCACUAAUGACUGUAGAUGCUUCUCAGCAGAAAGAAACCCUUCCUCUGGUCAAAACAUUUUGUCACGUGUGAGUGUGAGAGAGGAAUUUGUCGAGCUUUUAUUUUUUUGUUAUUCAAAAGUUAUUUUUGGACGUUUUGUAAGCGUUUCAGCCACUCAGUCAAAAAGUUUGACUUUUUAAAAUUCGAAAUAUCCACUUUGCAACACACAAACCUAUUGCAUUUUCUUUCACUCUGAUGCUCUUCGUCUUUGGCUGUAACUUUGAUUCGACCCGGUUCUUGUCCUGUCGGGCCCUCGAGGUCCUGGAUGAGUCGACGCCGUGGCUCUGCGUGAACGCCAGAGGGCCCGAGGUGGACGCUCGCCUCUGCCAGCAGGCGGCCGUUCAUCUCCUGCACGUUUAAGCCACUGCUUUGUCUGAGCACCAGUCUGUCGCUCCUUUUAAUCCCAUCAUCGCUCCGUGGCUUGUUUCUCCUCAGAGGAACGAAGGCUGCGGCCAUAUGGGUCUAUUUUUAUUUGUACUUGUGCCUGACAUAAUAUUGGUUUUAAAUAGGACAGAAGCCACGUCUGUGCACCGGAGCAGCGGGGCUAUUUUUAGUCGGCGCUUAGUGUUGUUGGAUAAUUGGGCUGUUAGAUUUUGACAUGAAUACACAGACUGAGUGACCCAGAGUCUUCUUUUAUAAACGCUGUUCAUCGUGAAGCGAUUGGGCUGCACGCCGUGUGCACAGUGGCUUUUCUAAAUAAACGCAUUCUAAUGCUGAAAAACACUGAAUGCCAUAAUUCACAUAAUUCUCUACAUGUUCAGAUCUAUGAGAACUGCUGUAAACAGUAGUGAGGGGCUUCCUUCACGUAGUGAUGUAUGCUGGAAUAUAAGCUUAUAAGCUCUAAAGAUGGAGCGAGAACAAAGAGAUCUAGUUUUUAUUUGGAUGGCUUGGUUUUUCGCACAUUGUUUUUUAAUAAAGCUGCUCAUGAUGCUAUUAUUUCAUGUCAAAUGAGAAUAUAAUAAAAAUAUAUUUAGUCUGC
Pungitius pungitius (ninespine stickleback) is the source of this 3398-nucleotide messenger RNA. It is a transcript of the gene tmem184ba, whose product is annotated as transmembrane protein 184ba. The coding region runs from base 389 to 1684 and encodes 431 amino acids. The transcript is spliced from 10 exons. Gene Ontology annotation, biological process: transport. Gene Ontology annotation, molecular function: transporter activity. Lineage: Eukaryota; Metazoa; Chordata; Actinopteri; Perciformes; Gasterosteidae. The record is from RefSeq and is a predicted model, not a curated record. Gene Ontology annotation, cellular component: membrane.